AUGCCGAACGUGUUCAGCCGAGACAUAUCUCAAGUUGACCGGGCGUCUUUUCCCUACAUUUUUCAUCAGAAUGUCUCAAUCUCACUUAAAGAUGAGCCUGGAGUAAUCAGAGCCAACCUCUACCUGCCGAAAAAUUUGGAAAAAGCCCCAGUUCUUGUGACGUACGGCCCUUAUGGUAAAGACAUUCAUUACAAGGACUUCCAUGGAAAAUCAUACAGCGAAGUCAAUCCAGCACAUCACUCGGAGCAUUCUUCGUGGGAAACCCCGGAUCCCGCUUUUUGGACCGCACAUGGAUACGCCCUUGUUCGAGCUGAUGAGCGUGGUACCGGCCAAUCGCCCGGCAAGUUAGACACAAUGUCUCGUGGUACAAGUGAUGCAUUCUUUGACGUUGUUGAAUGGUCUGCCGAGCAAUCCUGGUCCACCGGAAAGGUCGGACUCCUUGGAAUCAGUUACUAUGCCGGGAGCCAAUGGAGAGUAGCUGCAAGACAGCCGAAGGGUCUCGCCUGCAUUAUCCCGUGGGAGGGAAUGUCCGACUACUAUCGUGACCGAUGCCGCCAUGGAGGAAUUCUAUCUAACACCUUCAUUGAUUUCUGGUGGAAUCGUCAAGUAGUCACCAACCAGUAUGGUCGGCCCGGCCGUGCUGCGAGCAAUUGGGGUCCUGACACGGUCGAAGGCGACCUUUCCGAAGAGGAGUUGGAGAGGAACAGAAAUGAUCAGACAAUCGACAAUGCUCAACACUAUUUCCGUGACGAUCCAUAUUAUGCGAGCAAAGAAUAUACGCAGCGUGACAUCCAGGUUCCGCUUCUCUCGGUCGCAAAUUGGGGAGGUAUCCUUCUACAUUUGCGAGGCAAUAUCGAGGGCUACAUGCAAGCAGGUUCGCCCCUUAAAUAUCUUCGCUUCAUUACCGGACGUCAUGAUUUGCCCUUCUACUACGAUGAGGAAGUAGCAAUCCAGAAAAGUUUCCUUGACGCGUUCCUGAAGGGGGAGGAUGAUGUCCACGGCUGGUCUAAAGGCAAAGCACCUAAAGUCGACCUCCUUCUUCGCAAGGGAAACGUUGGUUAUAAUAAUUCGGAGGCUGAGAGGACCUUUAAGCGUCGAACUGAAAAGGAGUGGCCUAUCGCACGCACUCAGUACACGCGAUUCUACCUAACUGGGGAUAGAACGCUUACUGAAGCCAAACCCGCCUUCACCGGUUACAAUGGGAAGCUAUCCUAUCGUGCUCUGGGAACCCUGGAAAAUCAGCAGCUAAUUCAGUUUGUGACCGAGCCCUUUAAGGAAGAGAGGGAGAUUACCGGCCACAUCGUCGCUCACUUGAACAUAUCAAUGACUCCAGAUCCCCAAUUUUCCUCUUUUGCAAAUGACAUUGAUAUAUUUAUCACAUUGCGCUACAUAUCCCCAGAAGGUGUCGAGGUUUUCUACACAGGCACGGCGGGAGACCCUGUUCCCCUGUGCAAGGGUUGGCUGCGUGUCAGCUUGAGAAAGAUAAACACGGAACAUCCUAACAACCGUCACUGGCUACCCCAUCGAGAUUACUUCUCGACCGAUGUGCAGCCCGUUAUUCCAGGGGAGAUUUACCCAGUUGAUGUUGAGAUUUGGCCCACAAACGUGGUGGUUGAGAAAGGAAGCAAGAUUGUUCUAGAAGUCUCCUCGGGCGACACCCAAGGCUGCGGCUUGUUUAAACACAACUCAACUUCUGACAGAUGUCCCAAUAAAUUUCAAGGUCAGAACAACCUGCAUUUUGGUGUUGGUCUUGAUAAUUACGUUACUUUGCCAAUCGUUCCCCCAGUCAGCGAAGAUACUCAAAAUCAGUGA
Penicillium cataractarum is the source of this 1812-nucleotide messenger RNA. RefSeq names its product CocE/NonD family hydrolase. Gene Ontology annotation, molecular function: dipeptidyl-peptidase activity. The transcript is spliced from 3 exons. Bases 1 to 1812 code for a protein of 603 amino acids. NCBI's taxonomy places the organism in Eukaryota, Fungi, Ascomycota, Eurotiomycetes, Eurotiales, Aspergillaceae. The record is from RefSeq and is a predicted model, not a curated record.